Molecule: messenger RNA, 1134 nt
Organism: Blastocystis hominis
Lineage: Eukaryota; Bigyra; Opalinata; Blastocystidae
Exons: 5
Coding region: 1-1134 (377 amino acids)
Biological process (GO): proteolysis
Molecular function (GO): metalloaminopeptidase activity
Source: RefSeq, a predicted model, not a curated record
AUGUCAACAACUCACACGUGCUGCCGCGAGGGAUGCGGCAAACCAGCAACGAAGAAGUGCCCUACGUGUAUUCAAUACGGACUUCCUGAUUCGUUCUUUUGUUCGCAGGAAUGCUUACGAGCUGCGUGGAAGGUUCACAAGAAGUACCACGAGGAAGAAUUGGAAAAGAUGAUGCCCCCGCAAUUUCACGGAUAUAAAUUUACGGGAACGCUCCGUCCAGGAAAAGUGUCUCCUAUGAUGAAAGUCCCCGAUCACAUCCCUAAGCCCGAUUAUGCGAUUACGGGUCGUUCGAAGAGUGAAGAAUCGGAAACGAACGGAAUCGAAUAUAAAUCACCGCGAGAUAUUGAGGGAAUGCGCGCUGCUUGCCGUGUGGGUCGUGAAGUCCUCGACAUAGCGGGAAGCGCUGUAAGACCUGGAAUUACAACCGAUGAAAUCGAUAAAAUCGUGUUUGAGGAGUGCGUGAAGCGAAAUGCUUAUCCCUCUCCCUUGAACUACUAUUUCUUCCCUAAAAGCGUUUGCACUUCCGUCAACGAAGUGGUUUGUCAUGGCAUUCCCGAUUCUCGCAAGCUGCAAAGCGGCGACAUCGUGAAUCUGGACAUUACCGUCUACUACAAAGGAUACCACGGCGAUCUCAACGAAACCUUCUUCGUGGGCAAAGUAUCCGACGAGGAUGUCCGUCUCGUUGAAUGCGCCUACGAAAGUCUUCGCCACGCCAUUUCCAAUUUGAAGCCCAACAUGCACAUCCGAGACAUCGGCGAUCUGAUCAGCGAUGUGGUGGACAAGUACGGAUACCAAGCGGAUCGGAACUACUGCGGCCACGGAAUCGGUAAAAUGUUCCAUUGCAACCCGACGAUCCCGCAUUAUCGACACAACAACGCGAAGGGAUCGGUGCGACCCGGGAUGGUUUUCACGAUCGAACCGAUGAUUAACAAGGGAAAUCGGUACGAUCAACGAUGGCCGGACGAUUGGACGGUCGUCACGACGGAUGGGCAGCGGUCGGCGCAGUUUGAGCAUACGGUGUUGGUGACGGAGACGGGAUUGGAGAUCUUGACGGUGUCGCCGAGGUUUUAUGAUGUGUCGAAGCCGGUGACGGAGAUGUUGCCGUUUGAUCGGAAGAUGUUUCAGCGUGAUUGA